AUGGCAACCUGGGGCCACACACCGAUGUCGAAGCCCAUGCUACACAGCGCCAUGAAAGUCCUGGCCAGCCAAGUCUGUUGGCGUCUAGCACUGCAGCUUGGCACAUCCCCCGCGUCUGAUGUGGCACUGCUGAACCAGGCCGCGACCGUUGCCGUGCGUGCUGAGCGAUGGCAAGAAGCUCUUGCACUGUUGAGCAAUGGUGACACUGAUGGCGUGGCCGCUCUGGGUGUGGCGUUGGAUGCUGCGCAAAAGGGACUCGCCUGGCAGCUGGCCCUGCAGGCUCUGGGCACUCGGCUUGAGGCGGGUAGCAACGUGGUUUCUUGGAAUGCCGCUUGCGGUGCCUGUGUGGGCCACUGGGAGGUGGUUUUAAACCUCUUGGAGGAGAUGGUGACACGCAACAUGAGUCCAGAUGUGGUGUCGUAUACGGUAGCGGUGACGGCCUGUGCUCAACAGUUGCGCUGGCAGCAGAUCUUGGUGCUACUCGAGAAGUCCGGUGGAGGAGACCCUGUCACCAUUUGGCAUGCAUGGCGAAGCCAUGAGGCCUUGAUGAGACAGCUCCCAGGAUUUUACGCAGCCGUCAGCUUGCGCAAGACCUUGCAGAGGCGUGUAUGGAUGCUAGAGCUUGGCGUGCCGCACUCUUUCAUUUACGUUAAGGGGCCCAGCCCAGACUUGUCGCAACGCUUCGCCUCGGUGGAGGCGACUGGUGUCCUUCAGCGCGAUCUCAGACUGGGUCACACGACGAAUGGACGAAUGGCCAACUUCAAAGGCGGCAAGCGCAAGCAGUCAGAAGGCGCCAAGGCCAAGUUCUGGUCUUUGCAAGUGCCCGGCUCGGAAGCAUCAGUUUCAGAAGCUGCGCCUGGUGUGCCUGAGCCUGACUCUCGAGCGAUUUCGCAGAAGGCCUUGAUGCUCUUUACGGCACCACACCGGCUGCCAAGUGCUGGGAGCAGUUCUUGGAGAGGGAACAUAUGGCUGUGUUUGCCGGGCUACGUGGCGACAGAUGCCUGUGGCAGUGAAGACCAUGUGUCUUGGCUCUUUCCCUAA
Messenger RNA from Durusdinium trenchii, 1041 nucleotides. The record is from the annotation of a GenBank genome assembly. Lineage: Eukaryota; Dinophyceae; Suessiales; Symbiodiniaceae.